UUGGACCACUUGACCAUCGGCUUUGACAUCCAGUCGACGCCCGACGCAGGAGGCAGCGGCCAAACGACGCGCAUUGUCGCGCACGGAUACGCGGCCGUGACCGCCCCGGAAGCCUUUGGACCGGUCGCUUCCACCUCACCGCAGUCGAAGACCAGUGCCUCGACUCGGAACCAGCAACAGCGAUCGGCCCGUCGUUCGUGUGCGCUGAUGAAUCCCGAAGCAAAGCACGUGCUCGAGCUGCUCACGCGGUCGCUUCGGGAGUUUGAGCGCGUGAUCCGGCGCCGACGACUCGGGUUCCAGUCGUUCGUGUACUUCCUCACGGUCGCCAUGGACGAAGCCGCGCUGCAGUCGUGUCACGUCUGUGCGAAGAGCUUCUCGCUCCUCCGACGCGACUUUUUCUGCCAGCUCUGCGGCCACAUGGCCUGCCGCACGUGCUCGCACCUGCACGAGGUCGAAGCCACUGUCGGCGACGUGCGUCGGAACCGCAUCUGCAUCAAAUGCGUUCUGCGCGUCGACGCCUGUACGUUCGAGAACGACAAUUUGGUAGCGGCUCUAGGACCGACCGUCGUGCGGGACGACAAGCAGUGGUUCCCCGACCGGAGCGAGCACGAGGCCAUCGACAAGAGCAAAGCGGACGAGGCCGGUGCAUUGCCGACUCCUUCGGCCUCGUCGUUGUCAAUGUCGCACGACCGAUUGGCGUCGAGGGAUCCAGCAACGCGGUCUCGAGCCCUUGAGGAACUUGGCCGGUUGAUGCUGUCUACUCGAGCGGCCUCGUCGUUGCAGACGAAGUCGAGACGCCCGACCGAGUCGAAGGAAGAGCAGGACGUUGCAAUGGACUUUUCGGUCGAAGACGUGACGCGAGACGUCGAGCACCACGUCGAGCAGAGUCUGCGUGCUACGGAGAAGUGCAUCACACUCGAGGACUGUGAGGUCGCUGGGUCGGACCGGGACUACGCUUUCGAGUUCGACAGCAGCUCGACGCACGACCCGAACCUCCCGUUGCCGCCCAUGCCGCGACAAGAUAAGGAAGAGAGGCGACUGCAGUACAUUGACGCGUCGGGCAUGUUGGACGCUCAGUUCGACCGGUCGGCUUUGGACCUCUUGGCCCAAGUGGCAGCGAAGCAGUUGAACUGUCCGAUUGGGUUCAUCACAAUGGUCGGCAAAGAGACGCUCCACGCCAUCGGUACGUUCCCUUUGCGCCCUCGAGAGACGACAGUCAUCCCACGACGUGAGAGUAUCUGCUCCCACACUGUUUACGCGGACAAACCGCUGGUCGUGAAGAACCCGCAACGGGACAUGCGGUUCGCCCAGAUGUCUCUUGUGAAACAGGCGCAGGUCAAGUUCUACGUGGGGUUCCCGAUCCGCGCGCCCGACGGUGCGGUUGUGGCGUUGCUCUGCGCGUCGGACUUUCAGCCGCGCGAGACGAUUUCGGUCAAGGAGUACGCUGCGAUGGAGGCGCUGGCGAAGCUCGCAGGGCAAGUGGUGGCCCCGCGACUAGUUACCUGCUGCGGCGUAGACCGAAGUAAUAGCCACAUGUAA
Molecule: messenger RNA, 1539 nt
Organism: Hyaloperonospora brassicae
Lineage: Eukaryota; Oomycota; Peronosporomycetes; Peronosporales; Peronosporaceae
Source: the annotation of a GenBank genome assembly